UGUCGUUUCUCUCUGUGCGGUUGGUCCGAUUUCCCACGGGACUGGAAUGCAGCAUUUGACAAAUCAGCUGAUAUAGAAAAAAGAGAAGUCUCGGGCAGGAAGGCCGCCCUCUUGUGUGACGCAUGGUUCGCGCUACGGUACGCCAUUUGUGUCUAGCAGCAAAAAGCGCGGAGAGUGGAAACAGUCGUAUAACAAGAGGAAGCUUGAUCCAGCAUUGAUGAAAGCAGUCAACUUCACUGUCAGAUGUAAUUAUACCAGGGUAUGAUAUGGAUAAAACAUUGAUAUCAGGAAAAGAGGAGGAAAGUGACACCAGUAGGAAGGUGCAGUCGGAUGAUGUGGAAAUGGAGGAAAAUAAAAGACACUCUCCCGAUAGGACUGCUGAGCCCCUCGAAGCAGACAAGGAACUCGCUGAGAAGCCGCGGCCAGACUCUGUACCUGAAGAUGGGGAUAACGUCUGCACAAUUUGUGGCUUCUCAGCCAAAUGCCCAAGAUCACUGAAGAUUCACUAUGCACGAAAGCAUGGAAAGAACUCAAAGAACAGUGAUAAAACUGAAAAACCAGCUGCAAAAAGUGAAAAUAUCUGUGAUAUCAGUCCAGCUGAAACCCAACAGGAGACAGACAUGGAGACAGAAAGUGGUGCUGAGGUUAAACAAAACCAGGAGUCUUUGGAAUUAAGAUCAACAACCAAUGACAGUGGCAUGAGCACAAAGAGUUCAACUAAAAAACAGAGUCUAUCGGACAAACAGCAGGCAGAUCAAGAGGACGUGACUCCCACCCAAGAGAGAAGAGUGAGCAAGCGAACCCCCAAACCUAAGAUGAUUCACUCCUGCAACUACUGUGGGCAAGAGUUUAGGGACAAGGCUCCUUUAGAUGUUCAUGUCCAGAGAUACCACACCAAAGACACUCCAUACACAUUUGAUGCUGAUGAGAACAUGGAUGAUGAAGAGGAAGCUGGGGAUUCUGGGAGCCCUGUGAAAGCUACUCCAACACGAGUGGUGCCCAAACAAGCGCAGAGCAGGUUCCAGCUGAAGUGUGCACACUGUGAUUUUAGGGUCAGUAACCCUUCGCUGCUGGAGAGCCACGGUCGAGUCAAACACCUGGACCAGGAGUGGUACCGUUGCAAAUUGUGCAACUUUUUUUCAGCCACACGUGAGUGGAUGGACGUUCACCUGUCCUCAGAUAGCCAUGUGCAGCAGCAGACAGGGAAGAAAAAUGCAGAAUCUUCCUCGUUUGAAGUCUAUGUUGAGUGCGUAAGCAGAGACAGUGCUGGAGAUAGUGCAAAUAUAGACGAUAGGGCUCAGGCUGCUGGAGAAAUAGUAGUCACUUUGACAGAAGGAGACCAGGAAACUGAGGAGGCAGUGGAGGCAGCUAAAGCUGAGUUGGUUGAGGUGGAAGAUUCAGAGCUUGAACCCCCCAGAAAGAAAAGAGGAAGACCGAAGCAAGGGUCCACGACUACUUGUGGAUACUGUGGCCUGGUGGUGUCGAACGCCACCAACCUGAGUGUUCAUGUCCGGCGUAAACACAGCAAGGAGUACGGAUACAGCUGCACUCUGUGCAACUACAGCUGCGUGACCAAAGGAGACAUGGAUCGUCACUGUAUCACCAAGAAACAUGUUAGACGUGCACAAGAGUGUGCAAAUAAGAACCCUAACAGGGCCUCACAGAGCACCAACAAAGAGCAGGAAUCUGACAACACAGUCUCUAAAGGACACAGUGGAGGAGAGCCUACUCAGUCAGACACAAGCCAGAAAAAAAGUAAAUAUGACUCUGUUAAUGCUUGCAGCCACUGCGAUUUUGUUGCUCAAUCAAUUCCUUCUCUACAUCUCCACGUUAAGAGAAAGCACACCAAAGAUUUUGAGUAUGUCUGUCUAGCAUGUAGCUACUAUGCUGUUACGAGCAGAGAAAUGUCUCGCCAUGCAAAUACAGAGAAGCACAAACAGAAAAGCCAGAAAUACCUGGAGCCACUGGGCGCUGAGGGACAAAGAGCUUUGGCGCUCCCAUUGAAGCUGAAGGAGGUCAUUGAGCUUGCAGGGGCAAACUCUAACCCUGAAUGUGAACCUCUUAGCCCCACAGAAGAGUCUGGAUCUUGUUCUGAUGAUAGUCAAGCAAUGGAAGGUCAGAGUACAGCUGCCUCUGCCAUCACCACAGGACCUGUUGAUGCUGAGGUUAGUGUUGCUGGCAGUGCAGAUGAGAAGCAAACAGAGAAUAUUACAGCCUCCACUGAUGGAGAAUCAGAUCUUGCCAACCAGACUAAAUUCAAAGUAGUAUCUGAACCCCAGCAGGCUCCAGCAGAUCUUCAGCCUGCAGUCGACCAGUCUGCACAACAAGAGAGCCAGGAGGAAGUUGGUACACAAGAAGGCGAUGAACGUUCACAUGCUGAUGUGAUGAUGACCGAUGCAAAAAGUGACAGCUCUCAUUCAGAUACACAAAUGUCCAAAGCCCCUCCUUUUGAUGCCUGCAUUGUAUCAAUGAAGACACUUGCUGAGCAGGAGCAGGCUCUGCAGGAGGGUCUGUCUCUGGAAGGUGAGGCUGCUGUGAUAUGUCUGACCGGAGGCUCACCUGUGCCCUCCAGCCUCCCAGCCCCCAGUUCUGCAUAUAUUAAGAAGCUCAAACCCAAGGAGGUGAAGGUGAGAGAGGAAGCCAAAGGAAGCAGCACUCGCAUACGCUGCGAGGACUGCGGCUUCAUGGCCGACGGCAUCAGUGGCCUCAACGUCCACAUCUCGAUGAAGCACCCGUCCAAGGAGAAGCAUUUCCACUGCUUGGUGUGCGGCAAGUCAUUCUACACAGAGAGCAACCUGCACCAGCACCUGACCAGCGCCGCGCACCUCCGCAACGAGCAGAACAGCGUGGAGGAGCUACCUGAGGGGGGAGCGAGCUUCAAGUGCGUGAAAUGCACAGACCGCUUCGAAACAGAGCAGGAGCUGUUUGUUCACAUUAAAGAGAAACACGAAGAGCUCCUCAGAGAGGUCAACAAGUAUGUGCUAGAGGACACGGAGCAGAUCAAUAGGGAGCGUGAGGAGAACCAGGGCAGUGUGUGUAAAUACUGUGGCAAGGUGUGCAAGAGCAGCAACUCCAUGGCCUUCCUGGCACACAUUCGCACUCACACUGGAUCUAAGCCCUUCAUGUGUAAGAUCUGCAACUUUGCAACCGCUCAGCUGGGAGACGCAAGGAACCACGUGAAGAGACACCUUGGCAUGAGAGAGUACAAAUGCGACAUCUGUGGAUGGGCCUUUGUGAUGAAGAAACACCUCAGCACCCACCUACUGGGAAAACAUGGAGUUGGACAGCGUAAAGAGAGGAAGUUUGAAUGCGAGUUGUGUGAGCGCUCCUUCAGUGAAAAAUGGGCCCUAAACAACCACAUGAAACUGCACAGUGGGGAGAAACCAUAUAAGUGUGCCUGGCCGUCCUGCCACUACGCCUUCCUCAACCUGUCAGCCAUGAAGGACCACUAUAGGACACACACUGGAGAGAAGUCUUAUCUGUGUGACCUGUGCGGUUUUGCAGGAGGCACGAGACACGCCCUCACCAAACACAGACGCCAGCACACAGGAGAAAGGCCCUUCAAAUGCAAGCUCUGCAACUUCGCCUCCACCACGCAGUCCCACCUAUCGCGGCACAAACGUGUUCACACCGGGGAGAAACCGUACCGCUGCCCCUGGUGCGACUACAGAUCUAACUGUGCUGAGAAUAUCCGGAAGCACAUUCUCCAUACGGGAAAACACGAGGGUGUGAAGAUGUACAACUGUCCCAAAUGUAACCAUGCCACCAACUCUCCCAUGGAAUUCCGCAACCAUCUGAAGGAGAAUCACCCUGACAUUGAGAACCCAGACCUCGCCUACCUACAUGCAGGUAUUGUGUCCAAGUCUUUCGAGUGUCGUCUGAAGGGCCAGGGGGCUACAUUUGUGGAGGCAGAGACCGUGGGCUCCCCUGUACGCAGGAAGGGCUCAUCAGAGGCAUCCGGGCACGAUGAGGAAGUGCAGCAGGUCAUCAUUAUCCAGGGCUAUGGCGGCGGGGAGGUAGCCAUCGACCAGGCCCUGGAGGAGUCUGCUGCUGCCACCCUGCAAACACUGGCCAUGGCUGGCCAGGUGGCCGAGGUGCUGCACAUCACAGAGGACGGACAGGUCAUAGCCUCAGGCAGGGAAGUGGCAUCCGCAGGGGCCCACCUGGCUGGAGGAAGCACCCAGUAUGUGGUGCUGGAGUCCGGGGAGGCCAGGGAGGAGCUGCGGGCUGUGGCCAGAGGAGAGGUGGCAGUUGCCGCCGCAGGAAAAAGUCACAUUGUGUCCGAGUCGUCCACGGCCCUGGACGCUCUGCUCAGCGCCGUCAGCGAAAUGGGCCACCAGGAGGAAAUGCAGGGAGAGGCAGCCGUCAUCCACGAGGUCCUGACCCCCGAGAUAGUCGAAGCCGUGCAGAGUGAGGCGCAGUCGGAGGUGAAACAGGAGCAGGAGGAGGUGCGGGUCAUCCAGGAGACCGGCCAGGAGGAGAUGCAGGAGGUGCUGCAGCUCGCCGCGUCACAGAUGAUGAAAGAAGGUCUGACCCAAGUCAUCGUCAAUGACGAAGGCACUCACUACAUCGUGACGGAGCUGGACAACUGCACCUUACAGGUGGAGGGAAGCGUGUAUGGAGAGGCUGGGGCAGGUGACGGGGAGGUGCAGCAGGCAGAGCAGCAGGCUGGAGAAGAAAUGGUGGUUUAUUUGGAUGGAGCCCCUCAUAAUAUAGUCCUGGAGGGGUAGAAGAGAGAGAAAAGAAGUAAUAGAGGUAGAGAUGUGUCAUUUUAUUUCAGUUUUUUCCCUGUUUAAUUUUGUUAAAGCCUGCAUUAGGCCAGAUGUUUUCAAAAUCAGUCUCUUACAGUCUUCCUCUUCCCUUGUUCCCUUUAAUUUCACCCUGUUUGAUUCUUCCCCUACAUCUCCUCUGUUUUCUGUUUUUUACUGUCUUCUCUUGGGCUAUGCUAAACUCAGGUUAAACAUCAUUUAUUUAGAGGGACAGUGAAGGAAAGAGGUUUUGGUGCUAAGUGAGCUAACUUGCAAUCCUCACCCCCACCAAGACUAUAUUAACACCUUGAUUAAUGCCACGCAAGGAAAUGAAUAUAUAUCUUCUUUAAAUAUUUUUUAAAAAUGCAUCAAAUAUUCUGAGAAUGAAAUGGCUCACUAAAAAGGAGGAUGUGUAUUUUGCCCUGUAGAGGUAACAACAGUUUUCUUUCUCUUUUUUUGUAAUACAUUUGUAUAUCACCAUCUGAAGUUUUGUUUUGUUGUGAUUUUCCUCAUAAGUCCUAUGACGGUUUGGUUUAUUAAUUUCUGUCUAUUUUCUGAAGUGUUUUUCUUCCAUCCUCUGUAGUGAUUAGUGUAUUAUCAGUUAUAAAACCAAUAAUUUGGUGGAUUUUGAAAAAUUCCACAACAGGUCUUAGAUGUUUUAUGUGUAACAAAUUAUACUUUUUUGUCAACCCAUCAUUUUUUUGAAAAACCUCUAAUAAAAUGAAUGCAGUUUCAUUUGUGACAAUAAAAAUUGAGCCUAAUUUUUAA
Messenger RNA from Lates calcarifer (barramundi perch), 5516 nucleotides. It is a transcript of the gene znf407, whose product is annotated as zinc finger protein 407. The transcript is spliced from 10 exons. Gene Ontology annotation, biological process: regulation of DNA-templated transcription. Bases 267 to 4730 code for a protein of 1487 amino acids. Gene Ontology annotation, molecular function: RNA polymerase II cis-regulatory region sequence-specific DNA binding; DNA-binding transcription factor activity, RNA polymerase II-specific; zinc ion binding. NCBI's taxonomy places the organism in Eukaryota, Metazoa, Chordata, Actinopteri, Centropomidae. The record is from RefSeq and is a predicted model, not a curated record.